AUGGCAGUUCCUGGACCCAGUGUCGAUACCCAUGUCGAUCCCGUCACCAAGCCUUUACCGCCAUCUCCUUCUACUCUACCGAUAAGCGCCAUUCAUACCCCCUUCGACCCCAAUGGAGACCCGCUGCCGUUGCUUUCACCAUCAGUCGAGAUCCAACCACUCUAUCAUGUACUGGAUGAUGCUACGGUUACAGGAGAGGGCAGCCUCGACUCCAGUCCUAUUGUCGUCGUGGUUGAAGAGGGCGGGCCCCAUGGGUGGAACACUUUGGAUACGAUACACGACUUUCAAGAUGGCGUUGCACAUCAUCAUGCCCUGGAAAGUAGCAACUAUGUCUACCGGAAACCAACAUCAGCACCAUGCGAGCUUCCAGCCAGUAAACCUUCGAAACCGAACAGGCCGUUUCAAAAGUGGAUCAAGACUCUGCACAAACGAGCAGUUCGCCGUCAGGAAGCCAUGGGUAACGAGCAUGCUUCCACGUCUCACUACUUCAAUCUCGACGGUGCGGGCUCGACAGCAUGGGGACCCGGCCACCAUCGACAAUCAUCUUCAACUUCCUCUUUCGGUUUCGUGACGGCCGUCAAAAGCGCCAGUAUAUCUCUGACUAGUGCCAGCACUAUUCUGACGCGCUCCCGGAGAAACACUGUUCGGUCAUCCCGUGGCCACUCGAGGACAGAACGCAGCAGCAGAGCUUCUCUCUCCGGUGCACGGCUUUCCGAGGACAGCUAUUGUCCGGAGCGACAGCUGAUGGUGGAUCCUGCGGCUAUAGGGAGGUCAUUGCAGAGACGCCGGGUUUUGGAGGAACUAAUCAACACGGAAGAGAGUUACAUUGGAGAUGUGCGCUUCCUGAUGAAUGUUUACGUUACUAUUCUUGCUUCCCUCCCUACUUUGCCAGCCAGCCUUCGCUCUUCCAUAAACCGAAACCUGAAUGACAUCGUUGAGUUGCACGAGGAGAUGCUAGGCGACCUCCACAGAGCUAUCCCUCACUCCGAGUAUACACAACUCAACUUUCCUCCACAAGUUCCUUCAGCCGGCUCAGGGUUUCGUGGUCAUCAGCGAUGGAGGAGUCUGGAUGCAGUACCAGAAGAUAAAGAUGGUAUCUCAUGGCUUCGGGAAGUGCCCGGCAUGCUUGCUGAUCCCCAAGUUGCUGCCGAAGUUUCCAAGAUAUUCACCAAGAAGAUGAACCGAUUCUUCAUCUACGAAGAGUACGGUGCCAAGUACGAGCUGAUGAUCAAAGACGUUGCUUCUGUUCACAGGACAAUGCCUGCAUGGCAAUCGUACCAAAAGGGCAUCGAAAUUCUGGCUUCCUCUCUGGGCUCGGCUAAUAGCUACGAGGACAAAGAGAGAAAGAGCUUGACUAUUGGGGAUCUGCUUAUGAAGCCGAUCCAACGUGUAUGCAAGUACCCAUUGCUCUUCGCCGAGUUGCUAAAACACACCCCAGAGGCAGACUGCCCAUACUCUCAUAUGGAGAUCGAGAACACACUUAUCCGGUUGCGAGAGGCCACCGCAGAAAUCAACAAAGCUACGGAUGAUUUCAAAAUCAAGUCGACCCUAGAGAAGACAUGGAUUCUCCAAGACCGCCUGGUGUUCCCUAAUCAGCAACUGGAUGCAGCUUCAAAGAAUCGCAUUCGAUCAUUCGUCCUUGCCCCAUCCCGUGAAGAGCGGGCUCGACUCGAGGCUCUGCUGUCAGAUGUCUGGACCCGAGACAUCCUGCCCUUCCCCGGGAUAACUGCCCGAUCCCGAAGCGAGCAGCUAGUCCGAGCCUCAGCGUCAUCCAUGAUGCGAAAACUCAGUGUGGUGAGCAUUACGAGCAGCUUCACCAAACGCUCUGCUAGUUUGACCAGUCUCCCACGCAAAGGAGGGAGCGGCAGUAACGGCACGGAGGAUGAGACUCUUGUCGGCUCAACUCCCUCCAAGGGCACAAGUACGAAAGCUCUGAGCAGAGUCUGCUACAACUCGCAGGAAACGAGCUGUUCUCUACUCUCCGUGAUACCCGAUAAGAUCGAGAGACGAAGUCCCAUGCUUCGCAGCGCUUCAGACUCGGUGAGCAAAGAGAUGCUUAGUGUGCUCAAGGGCACCGAGUAUCCAACAGUCGAAUCUCAGCAAGCAGUCGACCAGGGAGAUGUCAGUCAGGAGGGGAAAGGAAAAUGGUGGCUCGGUUGCUGA
Molecule: messenger RNA, 2163 nt
Organism: Sordaria macrospora k-hell
Lineage: Eukaryota; Fungi; Ascomycota; Sordariomycetes; Sordariales; Sordariaceae
Source: RefSeq, a predicted model, not a curated record